Messenger RNA from Ylistrum balloti, 2064 nucleotides. RefSeq lists its product as uncharacterized. The record is from RefSeq and is a predicted model, not a curated record. Bases 1 to 2064 code for a protein of 687 amino acids. The transcript has 6 exons. NCBI's taxonomy places the organism in Eukaryota, Metazoa, Mollusca, Bivalvia, Pectinida, Pectinidae.
AUGAACGCCGUGUCUAUACCCGUCACCGUUGAAGUCAACGCACCGCGUUUCCUUGGUUACGACCUGUCAGAAACACGCACCAUACCAAAGGAAGGAUAUGUAAAGCUCACAUUUGACUCUUCAAUCCGACUCAGCAAUACAGAAGUAGCACCAAAAGGUAUCCUAGUUCAAUCAACGGAGAAAAUCGUCGUUAUUGCUGUAAACCGUGAGAAGUAUACAAACGACGCCUACCUCGCCUUACCGGAACCAGCGUUGGGAACAACAUAUUAUGCAAUUAGCUAUUAUCCAUCAACAUUUCCCACGCAAUUUGUUGUUAUCGGUACUGAAAACAACACAGAUGUAGAAAUGACACUUUCAACAAAUCCAAAUGCUGGCGCAGUUGUCUUUGAAAACAACACGUAUGGACCAGGGGACACUAUCCGGCUGUCCAUUGAUAGGUUUUAUUCGGUGCAGAUACAGAGUGAUGGCGAUUUAACUGGCUCCUACAUCCGGACAGAUAAACCUGUGGGAUUCUUAAGUGGCAAUAAAAGAACUAUUAUUGGAAAUGGAAGCAGAUCUAGUGACCACCUUGAAGAGUUUGUACCUUCUGUCAACAAAUGGGGUAAAAAGUUUGCUACAGUUCCCAUCCCGGGUAGGAUAGUUGGAGAAUAUUACAAAGUCGUGGCUAGUUCUUCUAACACAUUAGUUCAGGUGGAAUGUACGGACAGUUUUGGUAACAGGUCUAGGUUUGCUGAAACUAUGCAGAAUCCCGGGGACUCUGUUGUUCUGCAUAUCAAAUAUGAGAAGUACUGUUCUUUCGUUGCUGAUAAUGCCAUUAUGUUGGCUCAGUUUGUGCACAGCCAGGACCCUGAGGACAGUCAAGAUAUCCAUGACCCGGCUAUGAUUCUGAUCACACCUAUGGAACAGUAUGAGUCCGAGUAUCAAUUUAGUACGCCGCGUUUCACAUUUGGGACCUACGAGAACUUCUUCCUGUUUGUCAUCAAGUCUGACAAGAGGUCAGGUAUGAGAGUGGACAACAAUGGCCUCCCAAGCGAAACCGUGUUCGUAGAAAUACCUGGAACUGAUCUCGUGGGUGGACACGUUAUAGUAUCCGACGGGUACCAUUCGGUUUAUCACAUAUCUCCUAUUGUAGUAUUUGCUGGAUAUCUGUAUGGACGGGCGAAGUAUGAAACAUACGGCAUUCCGGCCGGAAGUCGCUUGGCCAAUGUGAAUGGGCCAUGCAGCCGUAGUUCCAAUGUCCCUGGUGAUGUCGUGGAUAAUGACUGUGAUGGUCUUAUUGACGAGGAGCUAGACAACGCCUUAGAUGAUGAUGGAGAUGGAGAAAUAGAUGAGGAUUGCGCCAUAACAACAAACCCUGUCGAUGGCAACUGGGCUUCCUGGUUAGAAUGGGGAAGCUGUAGUGUCACGUGUACUACCGAUGUAAUUACAUCCGGGCAAUCCCAGCGAAUCAGAACUUGCUCAGAACCCAGUCCUAAGUACGAUGGUAAAAACUGUGUUGGUCAAAGCUCGGACAAUCGGAUAUGUGAACCCGCUCGGUGCCCAGUUGAUGGAAAUUGGUCAAACUGGGGAUCAUGGAAUCCGUGCUCAAUGACCUGUAAUCCGUACACAGGAAGUGACCUCAUAGUCAGCGGAACUAAAGCAAGGUCAAGGACAUGUAUAAACCCUAUCCCAGAACAUGGCGGCAGGUCAUGUGAAGGAAAUGCGUCUGAUACACAGAGUUGUCAGGAUAAUAGUGUUUGUCAAGACGCCCAGGCAACAGUUUCCUCAGAUACAUGUUCGUGUCCUCUGCUCGCACCGACCACGACUACACGACCAUCGCCGCCUACACCAAAAGAUUUGAAAAAGAUUCUUCAGGAUUUGAAUGUCCUACUUCGGCGAAACAAGAAGGAGACUGCGCGAUACAAGCGCAGUCUCAGCUCUGCCUCUGAUGCCCGAGGAAGCAGUCAAAUGAUAGGAUUUGUAAUGAUUGCCGUCAUCCUAUCAAUUCUUCUAUUAUUCAUGCUCAUGGAUUUGGACAAGGUUUUCAGGUUCUUCCGCGAAAGACAAUCAUCCAAUAUACUUUAA